UUGAACUUUGAUAGAGGAGUAUUACUGCUUAGCACACACCGACUAAUCUGGAGGGAUCAGAAGAAUCAUGAGUGCUGCAUUGCUAUACCCCUGUCUCAGAUUGUCUUCAUUGAAGAGCAAGCAGCUGGGAUAGGAAAAAGCGCCAAAAUAGUAGUUCAUCUUCAUCCUGCUGCUUCAAACAAAGAGCCUGGUCCAUUCCAAAGCAGCAAAUACUCCUACAUCAAACUUUCUUUCAAAGAACAUGGUCAGAUUGAGUUCUAUAGACGAUUAUCAGAAGAAAUCACACAAAGGAGAUGGGAGAACAUGCCUACUGGUCAGACUAUUCAAGUUAAUAAGGAUCCACAAGCAGGAAGAAUAAGGGCUGUAGGAAUUGUAGGGAUCGAAAGGAAGUUAGAGGAAAAAAGAAAAGAGACUGACAAAAACAUUUCCGAGGCUUUUGAGGACCUUAGCAAACUAAUGGAGAAGGCUAAGGAAAUGGUGGAGUUGUCCAAGUCAAUAGCUAAUAAGAUUAAAGAAAAACAAGGUGACAUCACUGAGGAUGAGACUAUUAGGUUCAAGUCCUACCUACUGAGUAUGGGAAUAGCUAAUCCAGUUACUAGGGAAACACAUGGAUCUGGUACACAUUACCACAUGCAGCUGGCGAAGCAACUAGCUGGAAUCCUGCAGACACCAUUAGAGGAGCGAGGAGGGAUCGUGUCACUUACUGAAGUGUACUGUCUGGUAAAUCGCGCACGAGGAUUAGAGUUGCUGUCGCCAGAGGAUUUAGUAAAUGCUUGUAAGAUGCUGGAGUUGCUGAAAUUACCACUAAGGCUUCGGAUAUUUGACAGUGGUGUGAUGGUGAUUGAACUCCAGUCUCAUAACGAAGAGGAAAUGGUAGCUUCUGCUUUAGAGACAGUAUCUGAAAAGGGUUCUCUCACAGCUGAUGAGUUUGCUAAGCUGGUGGGGAUGUCUGUUCUCUUAGCCAAAGAAAGGCUGCUUCUUGCUGAAAAGAUGGGCCAUCUUUGCAGAGAUGAUUCAGUGGAAGGCUUGAGAUUCUACCCAAAUUUAUUUCUAACACAAAGCUAAUGUAGUUUGUGUACAAUUUGUUAUGUAACACUUGAACAAAACAGUAGAGGAUGGAACCCUUCCAAACAACUGACUUUAAAGUUUUUAUUUUGUCGGCUGAAACAGUGAUGAACAUUUCAAUGCUUUACAGUUCUCAGGUAUUUGAAAUGCUGAAUCUUCUUAGGUGGAACUGAAAGGAAAUAGGAGUAGCUAAGUCAGAAGC
This is a messenger RNA of Pterocles gutturalis (yellow-throated sandgrouse), 1267 nucleotides long. It is a transcript of the gene VPS36, whose product is annotated as vacuolar protein sorting 36 homolog (S. cerevisiae). The annotation marks the transcript as partial. The record is from RefSeq and is a predicted model, not a curated record. Gene Ontology annotation, molecular function: phosphatidylinositol-3-phosphate binding; ubiquitin binding. Gene Ontology annotation, biological process: protein transport to vacuole involved in ubiquitin-dependent protein catabolic process via the multivesicular body sorting pathway. The transcript has 13 exons. Gene Ontology annotation, cellular component: ESCRT II complex; late endosome membrane. Lineage: Eukaryota; Metazoa; Chordata; Aves; Pterocliformes; Pteroclidae.